GCAGCGUGGUGGUGAGAAGGAGGAAGGAAAACUCAAACAGGUCGGGACUUUUAAUUAUCAUUACCCUGACGUGCCUGUAGGAUUACUUUGCAAAUCUGAAGAAAGAACCAUCUGACAGACUCUAGAGGAAAAAAACGUCUUUUUUAAGGUAAAAUGAAUGCUCAGGAAACAAAGGUGGUGCUGUCACUGGAUGCUGAUGCAGUGGACUUGCUCAAAGAAGGAGUCAAUUUCAAGAAAAACCCAGUGGAUGGUCAUUGUUACAUCAUAUACAAGAGCAAAAAUGGCUUUAAAGCAUGCAAGAAUCAGUGCAAACAUCAAGGCGGGUUAUUCAUCAAAGAUAUUGAGGACCUGGAUGGCAGGACUGUUAAAUGUACCAAACAUAACUGGAAGUUAAAUGUGUCAACAAUGAAAUACGUGAACCCGCCUGACAGUUUCUUACAAGAUGAGCUUGAGGUGGAGGUCUUGGAUAAUGGUGGGCUUCAGCUGGUGGAACUGAGCCCAGUUGAUCCUUGGCUGGCUGAACCAAGAGAGCCUCUGGAGCUCCAGGAAGGAGAAGUAAAAGUAACAUACAUUACCCAUGCCUGCAUGGAGCUUCAGCUCGGACAGAAGCGGUUCAUGUUCGACCCCUGGCUGACAGGUCCUGCUUUUGCCAGAGGCUGGUGGCUUCUCCAUGAGCCUCCAGCUGAUUGCAUGGACAGACUGUGUGCAGCAGAUCUAAUCUACAUCAGCCAUAUGCACUCAGACCACCUCAGUUACCCCACUCUGAGAAUCUUGUCAAAGAGGAGGCCAGAUGCUCCUAUAUAUGUUGGGGAAACAUCCAGGCCAGUGUUUUGGUAUUUGGAGCAAAGCCAAGUCAAGCUGACCAAUAUUAAUGUUGUUCCUUUUGGUGUUUGGCAAAACAUUGACGAACACCUGAGAUUUAUGAUUCUGAUGGAUGGUGUGCAUCCAGAAAUGGACACGUGUAUCAUUGUUGACUAUAAGGGUCACAUGAUCCUCAACACCGUGGACUGCACCAGGCCAAAUGGAGGCAGACUACCUCAAAAUGUGGAUUUGAUGAUGAGCGACUUUGCUGGUGGGGCAUCAGGAUUUCCUAUGACCUUCUACGGGGGGAAAUACAGUGACUCCUGGAAGGCAGAGUUCAUUAAGACCGAGAGAAAGAAGCUACUGAACUACAAAUCUAUGCUGGUGAAAUCCCUCCAGCCGAGGAUCUACUGCCCUUUUGCUGGUUAUUUUGUGGAGGCUCAUCCGUCAGACAAGUACAUAAAGGACACAAAUGUUAAAAACCAUGCAGAGGACCUCAAUGCACUCAUCAAUAAGCUUGCACUGGACAUCAAGACAUGGACGCCUAAGCCAGGGGCUGUGCUGGACCUCGCCCUCGCUCUGAAAGACCCAACUAACAGCGAGGCCAUCACUAACCCCCCAGCCAAUACAAAAAUCUACAAGGACAGCUGGGAGUUUGAGUUGUAUGUGGAUGAACUGAACAGCGCCAUCGGCUGUGAGAUAUUUAAAUAUCAUAGUUGGAUCCAGUUUUAUUACACUUGGGCAGGCUUUCAAAAGUACAACCUUGUUGUGCGGGUGAUUGAAACUGAUGACGACUUUGAGCCCCUCACUGAUGGUUACGACUAUCUGGUGGACUUUUUGGACCUGUCAUUCCCAUCCAGUAGGCCUGACAGAGAACACUCCUAUCUAGAGAUUAAGAACAGGGUUGGCGUGAUGAGGUCCGUGGUGCUGCAUGGCCGCCUCUGGGAUGAUCUGUACAUCGGCUUUCAGAACCGCAUCAGCCGAGACCCGGACAUUUACCACCACAAGUUCUGGAAUCACUUCCAGAUAGAGCUACCACUUUGCAAGCCAGACUGGGACCAGUUUCUGCAGCAGGUGACCCCCAUCCAGGACACAGAGACAGCGUAUGAUGAGUCUGGGAUAUUGAGCUACUGUACAGUGUUAUAGAUGUGCAAUGUGCAUUUAAGAUGAUGUGAUGUUCUUAAAUUUGAAACUACUUAUAUUUUUAAGCUGGUUACUGUUCCCAAAAGAUUGGGGUGCUGUGUGUAAUAAUUUAGGAAAUCUUAAUAAUGACUAAUUUAUUCACAAUUGAACAUAGAAAACAGAUCAAAUGUUGAAAGUUAUAAGUGAUAGGGAGCCAUACCGUUUAAGGCUUAAAAAACAAGUAAUAAAAUUUUGUACAAAGUCUUAAAAAUAAUGCCAGAGAAGUUAGGUUUAGGAAUAACUGCCAGUGCCAGUUAACCUAUCGUUUCCUCCCUGUAAGCAACUGAGCAGACAGACAAAUAACUUCCUUGUCGAUCAGGAAAUGGCUUCAUCAUAGAUGAAGGUCUCUUAGCAACAUAUUAGAGAUGACAAUUUUUUCUAUUAUAAAAAUGUGAUAAGUAAUGGGUUUGCCAUAUAGAGUAUCAGAAUAAACACUACAUAUUCUAAAACUGUAAACCUUGUGGAUGGGAUAGAAAUGCUUUUUGAGAAAUUUUGGACCACCUAAAGGGAAAGCUAUUGAUCACAAUUUACUCCACAACAUUAGAAACUACUGUUCACAAGAAAUUGUAAUAUGCAUCUGUAAUAGAGCUCAAGAGUGUGCCUGGAUUUACUGAGACGCAGAACUUCAGGAUCAAGAAACGUGUGUGUGUGUGUGUGUGAGAGAGAGAGAGAGAGAGGAUAGCUCAGGGUGAUGGAGAAACAGUUUCAUGUUCAACUAGCUUUGAGGGUGGUGUGAGGAUUAGAAACGUCCUAGUGUGUAGGGCACUUGUUUUUAAUGCUUCAGAGUCUAACUGAAGUCAAACCUUAUUAUCCUUGGUGGCUGACAGAGAACGAUAAAGAGCUGGUGUGUUCUGUGUAGAGCAGUGGUGUAGUGGUUAUGUGGUGGGAGUUUGGUCUGAAAGACCUAGGUUCAAGUCCAUUACUGAACCAUUAUUACUGAUUUCCCAAUAGGUAUACAUGAAUAUAGCUUAUGAUUAUAAAUUUAUAUCUGCAAACACAUAUGCCUGUUUCUAGAUGAUAAGUCAGUGGCUGAGCAGCUCAGCUGGCAAGGCUUCCAACUCUCAUACAGGAGACCAGAGUUCAAACCUACUAUGGGGGCCCCUAAAUGCUACGGCAAGGGGGAGCCAGGACGUCGGGACACAAGGCGGAGUUAAUUCCCCCCUUGAAAUUGUUCGUUGUGCAUUAGGGAUCUAUCAACACAGAUGACACCUGUGACAGAAUGAAAUGCAAUCAUGUAUAUGGCUCAAAAUGGAAAUACACAUACAGGCCUUUGGGGUUGUUCCUCUGAUGUAUAAAUUUAUAUGUCUGUACCUUGUAAUGUGUUGUAACACAGGUGUCAUCCUAAGUUGAUAUAUCCCAUUAGUUUUUCUUUUUUUAACCAUUUCCCUAAACCAUAAGCUGCAGUUCUGACUCUCCUCUCUCACCUCCCUCCCUCCCUCCCUUCCUUCCAUUACAGUUUGACUACUUCCUUGCUCUUCUAUCUUACCUUUUUGUAGUAUUGGCAUUUAUUGUGUUUCGUUCAUUAUUUUGUACAAACUAUCCAUGCACAAAUGUGUCAUCAAAGUUGUGCUUCUUCCUUUCAGUAACUGUAAAUUAGUUUGCUGUCAUGUCAAAGUUGUUUAAGGGUUAUUAGUGCUUCUUGCUUGUCUGUCAUGAGAAUAAAACAUGUGAUUGAUGUGU
This is a messenger RNA of Melanotaenia boesemani (Boeseman's rainbowfish), 3663 nucleotides long. Its product is annotated as cytidine monophosphate-N-acetylneuraminic acid hydroxylase-like. Gene Ontology annotation, molecular function: 2 iron, 2 sulfur cluster binding. The record is from RefSeq and is a predicted model, not a curated record. The transcript has 15 exons. Bases 154 to 1947 code for a protein of 597 amino acids. NCBI's taxonomy places the organism in Eukaryota, Metazoa, Chordata, Actinopteri, Atheriniformes, Melanotaeniidae.